Molecule: messenger RNA, 330 nt
Organism: Hyaena hyaena (striped hyena)
Lineage: Eukaryota; Metazoa; Chordata; Mammalia; Carnivora; Hyaenidae
Gene: LCE6A
Product: late cornified envelope 6A
Exons: 2
Source: RefSeq, a predicted model, not a curated record
AUGUCACAGCAGAAGCAGCAAUCUUGGAAUACCCUUAGUGCUCCCAAAUGUUCCCCUUCCCAGUGCCCCAAACCCUCCCUGGCUGCCUACUCUGCUCCUUGCUGUGACCCCUGCUCAGGAGCCCGGAUCAGCGGUUCCGGUUCCCAGAAGCCUGGGGAUCAGAGCCCAGCACAUUCCCGGAGGGCUCGCCACAAGAAGCCCUGCUGCCUCAGUGGUGGGACAGUCUACCACAUCAAAGAAGAGGAGUGUUAAGCCACUCCUACAGCUCAGCAACAACUCAGAGCCAAAGCCUUGGCUGCUGCAAACCCCCGAGGUCCCUGGAGGGGCUGA